AUGCUGUCGAGAGAAGCUAGACGAGAGAAGCUAAGACAAUUGAAAGAAGCUAGGCGACUUGGAGGAAAUGUCGUUUUUGAUCUGGAUGAAGAUUUGAAAUUGAACCAAAUAUACGAUGAGGUAGACGAAGAAACUUUUAGAGAACAUAAGAGGAACCAGUUGAUGAAUGAUGAUUUUGUUGUUAACGAUAAUGGAGAAGGAUACGUUGACAAUGGGGCUGACGAAUGGGAAGACGACACAUCGAGACCAAAGUAUUAUUCUGAUGAAGAAGAAGACGAUAUUUCAUCAUCGAAAAAGAGGAGAAAGAAUACUAAAGAUGGUAAGAAACCGGUAAAGAUUGCAAAGACUGCCCAAAUUAAUAAUUUUUUCAAACCUUCUAGUGGGGUUGACUCUAACCAAAAUAAAAGAGUUGAUACAAACAUUGAUGAUAUUCUCGAUGGGUUUCAUGACGUUAAGCCCUCUCAGAAAAAGUCAAACAUACUGAAUACCUUUUCAAGCAGUAUCAAUCCUGAAAACAAAAAUAAGAACAACAAAAGGAAUAAGAAAAAUAAUAGCUUUUUUGCAUUUUCAACUGUAUCGAAAGAAAAGCGUAGUACUAAUGCUGUCGGGCCAUUCAAUGCAUCAUCAGAUUAUACCGUAGAUUUCGAUGAUUUCGACCAACCUUCCUCGCCAAUUAAAUCGAUGCUGGAGAAACCGGAAAGCAUGGGCAUUAACUCUACGUCAUCGCCAAGUAAACUUUGUUCAGAAAUUGAUAUUGAGAAACCAGCAAAUCAGUAUGAGGAGGCAGGUGAUUUGAAGAAGCAGGAAGAAGAAGAGGAAAAAGAAAAAGAAGAAGAAGAAGAAGAAGACGACGACGAAGUCAUUAUCACUAGAAGACCUAGAGCCUCUGCCGUGAAAAAAGCCAAUAGCGAAGCAACUGUAUCAUCUGUCAAGGUUGAAAUUGACUCACUAAAGCCUGGUGCGGCAACUACACACACAUCUUUUGCAAAUCAUACAGAGAAAAUUGACCAAGAUGAGAUUGACGGCGACUCUAGUCUGUUCAAGAUGUUUUGGAUGGAUUAUGCAGAGGUGGACAAUUCCCUUUUGUUAUUCGGUAAGAUAAGAACAAAGGAAAAUAAGUUGGUAUCUGGUGUUGUACAAGUUAAUGGCAUUUGCCGUGAAUUGUUCAUCUUGCCAAGGAAACAUAGGCUAGUUGAUGGUGAAGAAGAUACAUCAACAACUGUUACAACAGAUGACGUUCUUGAGGAAAUCACCCCUUUCUUUAUGCAACAUUAUAGGCUAGAGGCAUUUAAAGCAAAAUCAGAAACAAAGAAAUAUGCAUUCGAAUUGGCUCAUAUACCUAAGGAAGCCGAAUAUUUAAAAGUACUAUUACCCUUCAAUACAGCAACCAACAAAAAGGUUCUACCUGCAGACACGGAAGGCGAAACUUUUCGACAUGUUUUUGGUACCAAUACUAAUAUGUUUGAGUCGUUUGUGACACAGAGGAAUGUUAUGGGUCCAAGUUGGCUUGAGAUACAAGGUGGUGACUUUAAUGCAAUACAGAAUUCGUCACAUUGUCAAGUGGAAGUUUCAGUUAGUCUGCCAAAUAAAAUAUCAGUUGUUGUUGACAAUGCCCCUUCAGCACCUAAUUUGACAUGUACAUCUAUCUCAGUGCAAACAGUGAUGAAUCCGAAACGUAACAAACAAGAAGUGGUGUCAGUUUCGUUGGCAACAUAUUUCGAUUUGCCUCAAGACGCACCAAUUCCAGAGGGAUUGAAACCGAAUGAUAUACUCACGCUUGUUAGACCAGUUGGAUCAAUUUCGUUUCCUCCCGGAGUUUCCCAACUUGCUCAAAAGGAAAAUUUCCAAUUAAGGAUGUGUCCCAACGAGAAGGUAUUGUUGAACGCUGUAGCUGCCAAGGUCAAAAUGCUAGAUCCAGAUGUCUUUAUUGGUCAUCGUUUGGAGAAUAUUUCGCUCGAUGUGUUGGUGCACAGAAUGCAUGAUAAUCAAGUGAUGACUUGGUCAGCCUUUGGAAGAAGAAAUAGGAAACAGUGGCCACAUUUGAUCAAUAAAAACAAUAGUAACAGCAACAACUCCAGUUACAACAACAACUUGCUUAUUAGAGAAGUUUUUCAAGGGAGAUUACUAUGCGACAUUGCUAAUGAAAUGGGCCAAUCGCUCACCACGAAAUGUCAAUCUUGGGAUUUAGCCGAAAUGUACGAUGUCGUUUGUAAUAAAAAGCACGAUUCAAUGGAGAUAAACUUUCAAAAUUCCAAAUUUGCUGAUGAUGCAACAUUGUUACUCUUGGCAUUGAAGGAGAAUGAGAUCAACGCAAAGAUGACUAGUGAAAUAGCAUUUGCAAUUCAAAUUCUUUCUUUGUCAAAACAGUUGACCAACAUUGCAGGUAAUGCCUGGUCACAUACAUUAAGUGGAACAAGAGCUGGUAGAAAUGAAUAUAUUUUAUUGCAUGAGUUCAAAAAGAACAACUAUAUUGUGCCAGAUAAAGAGGAUGCGUCACACAAGAAUACUUCAUUUCAACAGCAGGCCAAGUUGGAAAGUGUUGGUGAGGAUGUGCAAACAUCAACAUCAAAUAAAAAGCCAAAGUACCAGGGUGGUUUAGUUUUUGAACCAGAAAAGGGUUUGCAUAAAAACUAUGUUUUGGUUAUGGAUUUCAACUCAUUGUAUCCCAGUAUUAUUCAAGAGUACAACAUAUGUUUUACAACGGUUGAUAGAGACCGAUUCAACAUCACUCACGAUGAAGACAGAGACUUGCCAAUUCUACCCGAUAAUGAUACAAAUACCGGAGUAUUGCCCAAACUAUUGAACACACUAGUUUCCCGUCGUCGUGAAGUUAAAAAGCUUUUAAAAGAUCCAAAGAAUACUCCAUUCCAAAAAGCUCAAUACGAUAUUAAGCAACAGGCUCUUAAAUUAACUGCUAAUUCUAUGUACGGUUGUUUGGGGUAUGUCAAUUCAAGGUUUUAUGCGAAACCGUUGGCUAUGUUAGUUACCAACAAAGGAAGGGAAAUUUUGAUGGAUACUAGGCAAUUGGCAGAGUUGAGCAGCUUAAGAGUCGUUUAUGGUGAUACGGAUUCCGUGAUGAUUGACACAGGUGCCGAUAACCUUAAAGAUGCUGUUAAGAUUGGUGAGGAAUUUAAAGUAAAAGUUAAUGAAAGGUACAGAUUGUUGGAAAUCGAUAUUGAUAAUGUAUUCAAAAGAUUAUUAUUGCAUGCAAAGAAAAAGUAUGCAGCUAUGAAUGCAUCGAUAAACAAAGCGAAUGGUGAGGAGGUUGUCACAUUGGAGGUGAAAGGGUUGGAUAUGAGAAGACGUGAGUAUUGUCAGCUUUCAAAAGAGAUUUCCACAUUUGUUUUGAUGAAAAUAUUGUCUGACACUGAUCCCGAGGAGGCAUUAUCUGAAGUGUACAAAUAUUUGGAAGAAAUGAGGGACAAGAUUCUUGCAAAUGAGAUUCCUCUGAUAAAGUACAAGAUCAACACCAAGUUAUCGAAGGAUCCCGCCAAUUAUCCCAAUGGAAAAAAUAUGCCACAAGUGCAGGUGGCAUUGAAGUUGAAAGAACAAGGUAAAGUGAUUAAAGCUGGUAGUGUGAUUGCUUACGUUAUCACUGCCCCUGUUGACGACAAUGACAACUCAUCAGUUGCUGAAAGGGCAAGAUCCAUACAAGAUAUGCUAGGCGUAAAAAACAUUGAAUUGAAGCCAGACCCUGUGUACUAUCUUGAAAAGCAGAUAUUUGCUCCAGUUGAGAGAUUGUUGGACAAAAUUGAAUCUGUUGAUAUGAUGCGUGUAGCAUCGUCUUUAGGAAUUGACACCAAACGGUAUAUAAUGAAAGUGAAGAAUGGAGACUCCUUGGACGAUCUUAUGCCAAUGGAGUCAAAGUUAUCCGACACGGAGAAAUUCCGACAAUCGAGCUACAUGGUAUUGCACUGUAAAUGUGGUCAUCAUUUUCGAUUUGGUGGUAUACAAUUAUCCAAGGAUUACAAAGUGACCUUUAAUGGAAUUACAUGCGGAAGAUGUGACUUUACUUUUCCCCUUAUAAAACUAACAGCUCAGCUAGAAUAUACCAUUCGAAAGCACAUUUCAUUAUAUUAUGCAGGCUGGUUGAUUUGUGAUGAUGCAUCAUGUGGAAUAACUACAAGACAGAUUUCGGUUUAUGGAAAAAGAUGUAUUGGUGCCUCAGGUAAAGGUUUGGAUUGUAGAGGAGUCAUGAGGUACAGAUACUCUGAUAAGGCCUUAUACAAUCAGUUGAUGUACUUUUUGUCGAUAUUCGAUGUGGAGAAAACAAAGCAAGGCAAAUUAAGGCCAAUAAAAGAUGCUUUGGAAGAGACUCUGGAAAAAGCUCGUAAAGAAGACGCUCUAGCUUCGGGGCAAGUAGAAGCUUUGGCCGAGCAGAACAGAGAUAUGUUUUCUUGUUGUCAAGAAGUUGUUCAGAAGUACCUUGGAGAGUGUGGACGUCGAUACGUGAACAUGGGCUCUAUAUUUGACUUCAUGACUGUCUAA
Messenger RNA from Lodderomyces oxycetoniae, 4488 nucleotides. RefSeq names its product DNA-directed DNA polymerase alpha catalytic subunit (gene POL1). Gene Ontology annotation, molecular function: DNA-directed DNA polymerase activity; chromatin binding; DNA replication origin binding. Bases 1 to 4488 code for a protein of 1495 amino acids. The record is from RefSeq and is a predicted model, not a curated record. The transcript has a single exon. Gene Ontology annotation, biological process: leading strand elongation; DNA replication; lagging strand elongation. Gene Ontology annotation, cellular component: alpha DNA polymerase:primase complex. Lineage: Eukaryota; Fungi; Ascomycota; Pichiomycetes; Serinales; Debaryomycetaceae.